AUGGCCGAACAGAGAGAUGGCAUUAUGUUCAUAAUUUUGGGAAUUUUAAUGAUGGGUUUGCCAGUAAAUGGUGAACUGAGAAAUGGGUUUUAUUCUGUUUCAUGUCCAAAAGCAGAGUCUAUAGUGAGAGCUACAGUUGAAUCGUACUUUAAAACAGAUCCUACCAUUGCAGCUGGGUUGUUGAGGCUUCAUUUUCACGACUGUUUUGUGCAGGGUUGUGAUGGUUCGGUGUUGAUUGCGGGUGGUUUGGCUGAGAGAAAUGCUUUGCCGAACCUUGGAUUAAGAGGGUUUGAAGUAAUAGAAGAUGCAAAAGCAGAGCUUGAAGCUGAGUGUCCUGGAGUCGUCUCUUGUGCUGAUAUUCUCGCUUUGGCUGCUCGUGAUGCUGUUGACUUGAGUAAUAGACCAAGUUGGUCGGUGCCCACAGGAAGAAGGGAUGGAAGAGUUUCUUCAAAAUCCCAAGCCGAAAACUUACCUUCUCCACUCGAGUCCAUUGCUGUCCACAAGAAAAAAUUUGCAGAAAAAGGCCUCGACGAACAAGACCUCGUCACCUUACUCGGAGCACACACGAUAGGGCAAACGGAUUGCCUUUUCUUUAGAUAUCGUCUACACAACUUCACAGCAACAGGCAACUCAGAUCCAACAAUAAACCCAUCAUUCUUAACAGAGCUGAAAGUACUUUGCCCCAAAGAUGGAGAUGCAACCAUAAGGGUGGCGUUGGAUAAAGACAGCCAGUUCAAAUUCGACCUUAGUUUCUUCAAAAACAUUAGAGAUGGAAAUGGAGUUUUGGAGUCGGACCAAAGGCUUUGGAAUGAUGAUUCAACCAAAAGCAUUAUCCAAAAGUACAUUAGCCCUUUAAGAGGAAUUUUAGGCCUUAGAUUUGACAACAACUUUAGGAAAUCUAUGAUUAAAAUGAGUAGUAUUGAGGUUAAGACCGGUACGCAAGGAGAGAUCAGGAGAAAAUGUUCGAGGUUUAAUUAA
Benincasa hispida (wax gourd) is the source of this 978-nucleotide messenger RNA. RefSeq names its product peroxidase 25-like. Gene Ontology annotation, molecular function: peroxidase activity; heme binding. The record is from RefSeq and is a predicted model, not a curated record. Gene Ontology annotation, biological process: response to oxidative stress; hydrogen peroxide catabolic process. NCBI's taxonomy places the organism in Eukaryota, Viridiplantae, Streptophyta, Magnoliopsida, Cucurbitales, Cucurbitaceae.